Pisolithus orientalis is the source of this 864-nucleotide messenger RNA. RefSeq names its product HAD-like protein. The record is from RefSeq and is a predicted model, not a curated record. Lineage: Eukaryota; Fungi; Basidiomycota; Agaricomycetes; Boletales; Pisolithaceae. The coding region runs from base 1 to 864 and encodes 287 amino acids. The transcript is spliced from 10 exons.
AUGCUUUUACCUCACAUCAAGGCCAUCAUGUUUGACAUCGGUGGCGUCGUUCUCAAGAGUCCCUUCGUCGCAAUUGCGGAGUAUGAGCGAGAGAAGAAUCUGCCUCCAAACUAUCUCAACGUCUCCAUAGCCUCCCGGGGACCAAGUGGCGCGUGGCAGCGAUUUGAACGAGGCGAGAUACCCCUCCACGAGUUCUACGCCGCGUUCAGUAAGGACCUGUCAGACGUGGAGAACGGCAAUGAAUGGUAUAGUCGCUAUUGUUUGCGCAAAGGUUUAAACGACGAAGCGGAACUUCCGGCAUACCUUGACAUCGAUGGUCGUGAUUUAUUUGGUCGAAUGAUGCGCACAGGAGCGUCAUAUGAUGUGCAUAUCGUGACAGCAAUCCAAAAGCUUCGAGAAGCAGGCAAGUGGCGCAUCAUUGCGCUCACCAACAACUUCGGGGCACAUAUUAUUGGGACCGCCCCUGUGGCGUUGUCAGCUGCCGGAAUAUCAGAAUCUGAACUGAGAUAUUUGGGCUGGCAGGACGGACCUGUCCCAAGCCAUCUUCGAGCCCUUUUCCAUCACUUCUUUGAUUCGAGUGAGGUUGGCCUCCGCAAACCGGAUCCCGAAUUCUAUCUCCACGCAUGUCAGGAGAGUGGUGUUCGUCCUCACGAGGUUAUCUUCCUCGAUGACAUAGGCAGCAACCUCAAGACAGCCAAGGACCUUGGGAUGGUCACUAUACACGUGCCCAUCGGUGGAACACGAGAAGCGGUCAGGCAGUUAGAGGAGAUGCUCGGCGUUGAAUUGGCGGUCUCAAACCAGGGAUAUGGGCAUAAAGGUGAUGGCGGAGAGGAUGGAUCAGAUCCGGCCAAAUUCAAGCUAUGA